Messenger RNA from Culicoides brevitarsis, 1329 nucleotides. RefSeq names its product leucine-rich repeat protein 1 (gene Lrr47). The coding region runs from base 54 to 1283 and encodes 409 amino acids. NCBI's taxonomy places the organism in Eukaryota, Metazoa, Arthropoda, Insecta, Diptera, Ceratopogonidae. The record is from RefSeq and is a predicted model, not a curated record. The transcript is spliced from 2 exons. Gene Ontology annotation, biological process: signal transduction. Gene Ontology annotation, molecular function: protein binding.
UAAAAUUCAGCGGGAAAUGAAAAAAUCUGUAAAAAAAUAAAUAACAAAAAAUCAUGAAAAUUACCUGUGAAACAACAAUCCUAAAUCGACAAUUCCCUCAAGCGAAGCCUCGUGCCCAAAAAUCCACAGUUGCUAUCGGGACUCAUCCGCCAAACAAAGAAAACACAGAAUUCUUCGUCAUUAUUUUCAAUUCUCAACACAAAACGGGUCUUCGGUACAAAUUAAAGGACAACAUUCAACGCGUUUUCACAAAAUUCAUCGACGAAGGCAAAAUUCAGAUCCAAUUCAAGGAGCCCGAAUACGAUUUGCAGCUCAAAGGAGAUCCCGUUCAAGUCAAAGCUUUCAUAAAUGUCCUCAAACUCGCGCUGCAAGGCAAGAAAACGAACGACAAUGGGCAACGAGUCAUUUCGCACGUAACGGCAGUCACGAAACACGAUCCCGUCAAAACGAAACUCGUGAUUCACUCGCGGAAGGAUUAUCCGAUCAAGGGCCUUCCGCGAACUUUGACACAUUUGGAGAUGAGCGAGAUGAAAUGGUGUCGCGUCGAUAACCAAGUUUACUUGCUGAAAAAUUUGACGCAUUUGGAUUUGAACACGAAUCUGAUUGACAAAAUUCCGACGCAAUUGGGAGCUCUGAAAUUGCAAGAAAUUAAUUUUGCGAGCAAUAAAUUGGCGGAAAGUAGUUGGAAAUGGUUGACAGGCAAAGAGCUUUCGAAUUCCUUGCAUACCUUAAAUUUGAGUGAUAAUGCGUUGAAAUUCUUCCCUUUUGAGUUGACAAAGUUGAAAAAUCUCGCAAAACUCGUGAUAAGCAAAAAUUUCAUCCAAAAAGUCCCGUUUGCGAUCAGAAAUUUGAGAUUUUUGCGACAUUUGGACUUGUCGAGCAACAAAUUGGAGUCACUUCCGCAGAAUUUGACGUUUUUAAAGUUGGAUCUCUUGAAUGUUUGCGACAAUGCCUUUCCUUAUGCGAAUCUCGUGACAGAAGCAGUUGAGCUGCCGACGAAAAUUCCUUCGAUGUUUGAAGUUGCUGCGAGAAAAGUUAUUUCUCAAUGUAUUCCGUACUCACCAAAAACAAUUCCUUUAAUAAUUUGUGAGAUUCUUGAAGCUUCUCCAUUGUGCCAUUGUGGAAAAUUGUGCGUUGAUCCGAAAAUUUAUUACAAACAUGGGCGAUUGAAUAAUUUGAGAUGUGCUUCGGUAGCAAAAGAUCAUCAAAUAAUGCUGUUAGGGGAUUUUGUCUUUUGUUCAAGAAAAUGUGCCUCGAAAUAUUCGCCAAAGACGGGGUUGUGAUAUUAUUUAAAUGCCUCAUUGGGAAGGAAAGUGACUAAAAAUAAAA